This is a messenger RNA of Naumovozyma dairenensis CBS 421, 1368 nucleotides long. It is a transcript of the gene MSA2, whose product is annotated as Msa2p. The record is from RefSeq and is a predicted model, not a curated record. NCBI's taxonomy places the organism in Eukaryota, Fungi, Ascomycota, Saccharomycetes, Saccharomycetales, Saccharomycetaceae. The coding region runs from base 1 to 1368 and encodes 455 amino acids. The transcript has a single exon.
AUGAAUAAUAUCUUACAACAGACUUGUCGCCAGAAUGAUUACAAUUGCAUAGAUACAUUUGUUACUCCAGAUAAGAAUUUACUAUCAAAAUCAUCAAUGACUGCUGCAAGUACUCCUUUUACUCCAGGGACAAAUGACAGUUUAUUCCAUUCCGCAUCUAAAACUAAACAAAAUGCUAAGUCGCCAUCGUCUUCUACUUCUAGUACGCCGGUAAAAUUAUCUUUGAAUAUUGGUGAAAAUGGCAAAGCCUCAAUUAUUGGGUUUUCACCAUUCAAUUCCAGAUCUUUAUCCGUUGAUAAGGGCAAUAAAAUUACUAAACCUCAGAAUAAUGAAAAGACAAGGGUAUUGAAUUUAUUGAAGAAGAUGAGAAACAAGACAAGUGUCUACAACUCAAAAAUUAUAAUAAUAUACCUAGAAAGACGAAGACUCUACCAAAUACCUAUAAAAAGAAAAAAUUCUGUAACCAUUGAAUUACCGGCAAUUAAAGAAAUAAAGGCCACGAAUGAAUUGGAGCAAAAAGAGUUAAACUCAAACGUAUCUGACUCUAAGAAAUAUUCUACUGACGGUACUAGCUUAUCCAUCAACAAAAAAACAACGGACACACGCCAAGUGACAAAUACAGCUAGUGGUACCUCGAAUAAUACUAAUGUUAUCUUGCCAUCGAUAUCAAUUACUAGUUCACCUGCCGUACCCACGACACCGAGAGCUAUGGCAUCUGCUGCAUUACAAUUCCGAACUGGGUUUACCCCCUCCAUGGGACUUGACAAGAUAUUAUUGGAAAAUAUUGCCUCUCCUCGAGCUCACAGCAAUAAUAAUAAUGGCAAUAAUGUACCAUUGCAAGGAAACCAUAGCCAGUUUGGUAGCCCUAGUGCAAUGCUACAAAUGUUAAUGUCACCAAAAUCAAAGCUUCCCUUGCCAAAGUCAAACCUUCAAAAUCAUACACAGCAACAGCAACAGCAACAGCAACAGCAACAGCAACAAAACUCCGGAUUAUAUGACAAUAAUUGGAACGUCAACACCUUGCUUCUGUCAUCUCCAAAUAUUAUCAUGGGACGUAGAUCGUCUUGGGUAAAAUUUGAAUCGCCAGUCUUUAUACCCUUUGGAAAUCAAGAACAAUCAAAUCCUGCUCCUUCACAAAGUAAAAUAGAUAAUAGUACUUCGAACACUAGUACAGAUGGGAAUUCACCCAUGCCAAUAUCAUCCAUACUGGGAACGCCAACAGGAGCCAAUCAACAUGUUGAAUUAAACACGACUGCAGAAUUACAAUUCACUCCAUUAUUCCCAUCUUCAUCAUCACCUUUGAAAACUGCUCUAGUGCGUGAGGAGAAAGAUGAUGCAAGAAUGGCGUUAAAGAAACUAAUGAAAUAA